AAUUCCAUUAUGUUCAUUUCAAGUCCAUGUUGACCUUACCAAUGACCACGUCUUCACGUUUUGAAUAUGACGAUACAACUACCUUGACUACAUUCAACCUAUGUGAUACUGAUAUGGACAAAGACGAUGACGGAGGUGUCUUAUCCAAGUUUAUCUCCAAAUUUAAGACAGCCGUCUCUGGACCUCCACAACAAUUACAACAUACAAAUUUACCUUCCAAACAUCAAUAUAUUAGUGACGAAAAGUUAGUUCGAUCUGUCUCUACUUCUGACUAUGGCGUUUACUCUGCACAAAAAACAACAACAGCAACCCCGACUGCGUUUGACAACUACGACAAUAACCCUUCAUCUGAUACCUUUCAAUUAUUAGGCGAGAAACAACUUCCACCUCUACAAGCAGCAACAAAAGCAGCAACAACAACAAAAGCAACAACUACUACUGUAGGAUAUGAUACUUUUAUUCCUGAACAAGAUGUACCAUUAGUUAGAACGUCUUCUGGUGAUAGUGACAAUCAAUCAGUCAUGACUAACUUCUCCGUAUCAAAUUCAAACUCUCUCAGUCGUAUCAUUGCUAGACUUCGCGGCGAAGCUCCAAAUAGGGAAUACUGGAUGCCUGAUGAAAAUUGUAAGGAAUGCUUCGAAUGUGGUGCUCAUUUCAAUUUUUUUAGACGAAAACAUCAUUGUCGUGUUUGUGGUCAAAUCUUUUGUGGUAAAUGUGCUUCUCAUAUUAUCCAAGGUGAACGAAUUAGUCAACUGGGUCCACUACGUGUAUGCAAUUUUUGUUUCUCAAAAGUUGAAAGACAAGAAGAAGUCGCUUCUAUUCAUGAAACUUAUCUUCACUCAAGCAAUCGUACUUCUCUCGACAUGGACAUACCUCCUGCUCCUUCUCCUAUUGUUCCUGAUCAAAGACCUCUCUCUAUUGUGCCCAAUAUGCAAAUUCCAACUACUUCGUUAAGGCAACAUUCUGAUUACGGUGAUAGUUCUUCAACCACUCUAGCUCUUGAAAUACCUACAAGACCUAUGACACCACGUCCAAGUACCUCAUUCACUUCUAUUCACAAUCAUGAUAUUCAAUACGACAACAACAACAAUAGUACCAACACUGGUGGAUUCAAAAAACUGCUGGUGGCAACAAACACAAUGCUACGACCACGUUCUAGAACAAAUACAAUGACUUCACUUAUGCUGGAUACCAACCUCAGUGGUAAUAUAGACGGACGAUCAUCAUCACAUUCUCCUAUGCCUUUUCGACGGAAUUCAAUGUCACUUGGUUCUCCUCUUACUGCUUUUCCUGAUGGGGCUGGUGGAACGGUACUUCCUGUUGGCGGUGAAUUCAACACAUAUGAUGAUAACGAAGAUGAUGAUGUACGGAAAUGGGAUCGGAAUCCACGAAAUGUCCUCAACUUUCUUGGUGGCUCAAAUACUAGCAAUGGAAAUGAACGACCUACUUCGAUGAUUCUUACAAAUCCUUCUCAUAUGGCUGCUUUGGAAGCAAUGAUGGCAUCUGGAAAUGAGGAUGAAUGGCAAGAUCAAAAGACAAGGGCAAAAUUACGAUCUAACAGCGUACGACGAAGACUCAGCAUGACGGGAGGUGGUGGACGACCUAGUGGUAACGUAUCCAAGAUUAUCACAUCAGGACCUACAGCAACAACAGAAUCAUCAUCUACAUCAUCAUCAUUAUCAGCUGCCAAUACUGCAAUCUCCGUACUAACUCCUGCAAAACCUACCACAUUAUCAUCAUCUUCUUCUUCUGGUUUAUUACCAACAACUUCACAAACUUUAUCAAAUGAUAAUAUGACAAAUGACGAUGGAAAUGGAAUAAAUCAACAACGGCAAAUAGAACAGCUCAACAACAACAACAACAAUAGCUCAUGUGGACCCACUCCCUCACUACCUUUAUUAUUAAAACAUCGUCGAUUCUCUUCUACACCUUGCUCUGUGAAAUACAAUACCGACUCUAUUGUUUAUAUGCGAAAAAUGGUGCGACAAAUGCUCAAGGAAGCCAAUGAUAUCACUUUUUAUCGUGAUGAAUGGGAUGAUGUUUUGGUGGAUUUAUUACUCAAGCUCUCGGAUAGUGUUCAUCCUGAUGUUCAAGGUGGCGAUGAAAUUGAUGUGCGUCAUUAUGUCAAAAUCAAAACUAUUGCUGGUGGCCAACCGAAGGAUAGCUUAUUUGUGAAUGGUGUCGUUUGCUCCAAAAAUGUUGCUCACAAGGAAAUGGCAAGGACAAUUGAAAAACCCAAGAUUCUGAUUCUUUUAUUUCCCUUGGAAUGGUCCCGUGAUUUCUCAUCCAAAGGUGAAUAUCAGUUUCAAUCUAUUGCUCCUGUACUGGCUCAAGAAAAGGAAUUCCUUGAAAAACUUGUGAAUCGUAUUGUUGCCUUGGAACCUACUAUUGUUCUUGUGCAUGCCAAUGUAUCAAGACUGGCUCUGGAUUUUCUACGCAAGGCUAAUAUUGUGGUUGUCUUCAAUGUCAAACUUAGUGUACUGGAUGCAGUGUCCCGUUGUACUGGUGCAAGUAUGGUCUCCUCCUUCUUACAACUAUCAAAGGAAAACUUGAUACUUGGUGAAUGUGGCAUCUUUGAGCUUUUAACUGUGGUACAUGAAUGGAUUCCCAAUCGGCGCAAGACGUUUUUAUUAUUUCACAAAUGCCCUCCAGAACUUGGCGCGACAAUCAUCUUACGUGGAGGAAAUACGGACUCAUUACGGGUGGUUAAACAUAUUUUGGACUUUAUGGUAUUUGUUGUUCACAAUUUACGACUGGAAACUUCAUUAUCGCACGACUUUUCGACAAUGCGCAACGUCUCUUCCUCUUCUUUUUUUUCAGACUCUGAUGGUGAUAUUCAAUAUCAAACUUGUACUAGAUCACAGGACAAUGACAAUGACGAUGGCAAAAACAACAAUGAUGACAAUGAUGAUGAAAAUUGUGACAGUCUCAAAUCAACACCAUUAUCUCAAGAUCAACUUGUCAACCACUUGGCUAUUCAAUCGAGUUCAACCUUUACGACCGAUACGAAAAGUACUGGGAAGAAAUUAUUGACUGAUGAUCCAUGUCUUCGUUUAGUGAAUCAAGCAAUCAAGCACUAUGAACAAACUAUUGUCUCUGCCUCACCAUCUGUCGUCUUUCCUCCUCCUUACUUACUACUGCGACUCAGGGAAACACAAAUGAAAUUGAUAUCACUUAUUCGUACCUAUCUCAAUUCAAUUCGACCAACAGAACCAACAAAUGUGAUAGAUGAUGCCAACAAUAAUGAAUAUGAACAACUGAUGGAAGAGCACAAUCAACGAUGGAGAACUCUGGAUGCCUGUCUGGGCGAUAUGGUGAAUCUAUCUCCUCUUUUUUAUCAACAAUUUGUGGUACUUUAUACUAUUGUAUGUAUUGUGACGGCCGUUCCGUGUCAGGAUCCCCAAACCAGGCGAAUUGACUAUUAUCGUAUACCUUCUGAUUUGACUCUUGGACAAUAUGUGGAAGAUAUGGUGAGCUGUAUUGAUUAUCCUUGUUCCUCGAAUCUAUGUGAACGAAGUAUGUUACAACAUUAUCGAUCCUAUGCUCAUGGAAAUGCUCGUGUUACUGUCCAGGUGGAAAAACUUGAAGGGGUGCAACCAGUCGCUAUAUCCAAUGACGUUUAUACCUGGAGCUAUUGUCGUCAUUGUUCUGGCCAUACAAAAAUGACACCCAUGUCAGACAAUGCGUGGAAAUAUUCUUUUGGAAAAUUCUUGGAACUUUUAUUUUAUCAAUCUGGUUCGAAAACUCAACAGGACUGUGGUGGAUCAAAACAUACAACGUCAACCUUUUGUACGCAUGUAUUAUACCGUGAUCAUGUCCAUUUCUUCGCUAUUCAAGGUCUUGCUGUCCGUAUCCAAUAUGAAACCAUUCAACCUUUGGAAGUAUAUGUACCGCCUAUGCAUUUAUAUGUCAAUCCCAGGAUAUUAUCGACAGCCAAGGAUGAUGCUCAUGAAUCUAUUCGUAGCCAGAUCACAAGAUUUUAUGACUCGGUGGUGGAAAGAAAUAAAAACUUCAAUUACGAUUUGGUGAUGCCAUCAGCUGUGGAUGUUUGCAAAGAACUACUACAAGAAAUGUCUGGUCGUGCUCUUGGUGAAAAGAAAAGUUUCCUCCAAUACCUGCAAUCAGUUUACGCAACAACAGAUUCAACUGAUGCCUUACAACUCAACAUUGUUCGUGCUCAUCUACAAAUGAAUGUAUUACAAUGGGAAGCUGAAUAUAUGGAACUAGUACGACAAUAUGUGAAACCUGAACGUGAACUACGACGACGAUUGACGACAACACAUCUCCGGAAAAUUUUGUCUACUGGUGAUACUACUGGUUUUGCUCAUACUCAAAUGACAAAUGUGGAUUUACGUACAAAACGUGCAACUGAAUCGGUGGAUCUACCUCUACUUGAUGUUGGAUUGGAUGGUUAUCCUGAAGAUGUGGAUGUUGGACUCAACGGUAUGACCUAUUGCAUAUCAAACAGCAAUACAUCAAAUACGGCGUUAUCACAACAACCUCGUUUGGGAGAAUCACCUACUUCGAUAUCACCUUGGCUAGAAGAAGAAAGACGGUUGGACUAUAUUUUGGAACAAAUGGAUGCAGAUUAUCUUCAACAACAGGGAAUGCUUUCAAAUUCCACACCUUCGUCAAUGCUACAGCAGUUCACACCAAUCGAAUAUGAUGACAAAAGCACGAAUAUACUGGAUUCAGAUGUUGCUAGACGAUUAUCUUUGGAACUGAUGCAUACUUCUAGUGAUCGAGACAGCGAUGCCAUGAUGGAUGAAGAUAGUAUACGAACAAAAGCAAUAUCAAAGGCAAAGACAAGAUCGACCUCAAACAAUCAUCGUUAUAAAGCCAUAUCCUAUCGUCAAUUGAAUGCUCAUAUUUUAUCCGAAGCGACUAUUCUACGAUCAAAAAGCUCUCCUUCAUCUCCCUCUACUGUACUUGAUCAACAUUUAUCUCGUAUUCCACAACGUACAUCAGCAGAAAGGCGUAAACAAAAUUUGGACUCGACUUCAUCAUCUCGGCAAUCUAGUCAUGGGAAUCGAAAGCGACGUAUUGCAACGAAAUCGUCAGCAGCAGUACCUGUAGAUAGCAAUCAUAAUGACGAAACUUCACCUGGAAAAAAAGAUAUUCCUCUCAAUGGAUACCGGUAUGGAUACAAAGGAUCAACGGAACGAUUGCAACAAACAAGCGGUACAUAUGUUCGACCUAGGGCAUCUGCAAGCGCAAGUCGGAUAUAUGCUCAUCAUCAACAUCACCAUCAAGUACCAGGUGGGACAUCAACAACUUCGACAAAAUUACCCAAGCCUCAGACCAAUAUCAGCUAUACAUUACCACCACCUCCUGGGAAAUUGACCAUGACUUGUAGUAUACCAAGAUCAUCAGGGGCAACCACAACAUCUUCUUCUUCUUCCUCAUCUACUUCAAUCCUUCGAACAACCGCUACAAAUACAAGAUCGGUACGUCAACGAUUGGAAAGCAAAUCAUCUAUUGAAGUCUACACUACAGUGCGUGAAUUGGUGCGUGAAGAAUCUGAUGAAGAAUUCCAAGCAACAGAUGUCGAUGAAUCAGAUUCUGACGAGGAAGAAGUGGAUGAACAGCAGCAACGACAGGAUGGGAAUAAAGGAACAACAAGAAGAAAUAAUAUCAUCACAACUGCGGCUAUGGAAAAUGACAACAAUGACUCAGCUUUGGAAGGAAAUGAAGAUGAUGGUGAUGACAAUAGUACUGAUUUUGAAAUGGAUGAUAAUGAAUGGCAAUUUCACGACAGUCGACGUAUCUUCUCUUUGACACAAACGGAUGAAUAUGAUGAAUCACUUUGUCGAGACAAUACAAACUCGUUGCUUGGAAAUACGGUUCAGCUUUAUUUGCCACAAGAAGACCAACAAGAAAUAUCUGGAAAAGGACAAAAACGGUAUCAUCAUCAUGAUCAUCAUCAUUCUAGGAACCGAUAUCAUCCAUCAGGUAGAAGGACACAAUCGGCAGCUUUACCUCAUCUUACAUUUGAUCCUGAAGAUAACCUGGACGAUACUGACAACUUGGCAAACUUACAGCAACAACCUACAAAUCAUUACCAUACGAUAUCUGCAUUUUCUGAUACUCGAAAUGGGUCGAUUCAUCUUUCAACAUCAAGAAUAUCAACGACGUCCAGCAAUCCAUUGGUAUACGAUUCUCCAAGUAUCGACAUUUCUUCAAAUGUCAUGGAACGAAAUUCAAUUGUAAAGGCGAUCGCAAAUAUAUUGGCUGAAAGAGGAGUUGGGAAUCUUUUACCAUUAGAAUACCCAUUAUCACCAUUAGAACAUGUCUUUCCGAAAUCAAUUAUUGUAGUACGUGAAGAUGAACCUAGUACAAUUGUGGCAGCUGCAUUAUCAUCGGAUGAUUAUAUCGGACGACUCUUUGAAAUUAGAGAACAGUACAUGAUGGACAAUAAUACGACUGAAGAAACCAAUAAUGAAAAACUGGCCACAGGUAUCGACACAUCUACUUCUGGGAUUACAUCUUCCGAUCUAUCUAUUGAACGAACUUUACGAUCGAAAUCUGGCAUUCAUAUGAAGUCUUAUUUCACGGAUGGAACAACAAAAUUCUUUUGCAAGAUCUUUUUUGCUGAACAAUUCGAUGCCUUACGAAGAAACUGUGGUUGUGAAGAAAGUUUUAUUGCAUCUUUGGCGCAAUGUGCAAAAUGGGAUUCAUCUGGUGGCAAAUCUGGUUCCACAUUUUUGAAAACAAAAGAUGGUCGGUUCUUGUUAAAACAGAUUUCAAGAUAUGAAAUGGAUGCAUUUUCGAACUUCGCUCCUUCCUAUUUCCAGUAUAUGUCUGAAGCCUUUUUCCAUGAACUACCCACUGUACUCUGUAAGAUUUUUGGAUUAUAUCGUGUUGGGUACAAGAAUAUGACCACAGGACGAUCCAUUAGAAUGGAUAUCUUGGUGAUGGAAAACUUGUUUUAUGAUCGUUGUGUUCAAAAGAUCUUUGAUUUGAAAGGAUCUAUGCGAAAUCGACAUGUUCAAGUGACAGGCAAAGAAAAUGAAGUUCUUUUAGAUGAAAACAUGGUAGAAUAUUUGUUUCAAUCACCUUUGUUUUUAUAUUCCCAUUCAAAACAAAUGCUUCGUGAAUCUCUACACAAUGAUACUCUAUUCUUAUCUCGUUUGGAUGUAAUGGAUUAUUCGUUAUUGGUGGGUAUUGAUGAAGAAAAACAAGAACUCGUAGUUGGUAUAGUUGAUUUUAUUCGUACAUUUACGUGGGAUAAGAAAUUGGAAAGUUGGGUCAAAGAUUCAGGCAUUUUCGGUGGUGGAGGCAAGGAACCAACCAUCAUCUCACCUCGACAGUAUAGAAUUCGGUUCCGGGAAGCUAUGGAUCGUUAUUUUUUGAUGGUACCUGAUUUUUGGACGACUAUCAAUAUUUGAUUAUUAUUAUUAUUAUUUUGGUUCUUCUUUCUAUAACAAACUGAUUCUACGAUUUCUCAUUGUUAAUCUUACUAUUAUUAGUUGUUACUAUUACUUAUCCUCCUCGUAUUAGAAAUACCUUGAC
Halteromyces radiatus is the source of this 7512-nucleotide messenger RNA. RefSeq lists its product as uncharacterized. Gene Ontology annotation, molecular function: ATP binding; 1-phosphatidylinositol-3-phosphate 5-kinase activity; metal ion binding. Gene Ontology annotation, cellular component: fungal-type vacuole membrane; endosome membrane. The transcript has 12 exons. NCBI's taxonomy places the organism in Eukaryota, Fungi, Mucoromycota, Mucoromycetes, Mucorales, Cunninghamellaceae. The record is from RefSeq and is a predicted model, not a curated record. Bases 27 to 7388 code for a protein of 2453 amino acids. Gene Ontology annotation, biological process: phosphatidylinositol phosphate biosynthetic process.